AUGCUGUUGCCAACAUCCUGCGAAAGGCCGAAGCACUGACUUCUGGAUAUCUCGCCGAUGAAGUGUUCACACUGCGGAGAUCUCGUCCUUCUCAGUCCGAACCAAAUUACAAGUUCGAUCUUGCGGCGCCAUAUCUAUAUCAGACAACUUAACGGGACAUCCCAGCCGGAGACUAUACGGGUCACGCCUGAUGAAACAUCUUUUGUCCGCCUGUGGAGCUCACCCGUACCUCUACCAGGAUAUACCGCCUGUAGUAGUGCGAAUGCGUCGGUAGCUGCAGCUACUCCGGCACAAACGGAUCGUACCCCCCCUUCGCUCUCGCAUUGUAGCCUUGUUGAAAAUGACGGUAUCGCUGGUGGAAUUGCUCCAUUGAAGCUAUUUCUAUCUUUGCCGGUGAAUAUCACUGUGGAACCACUGAUGAAGUGACAUCUUCCCGAACUUUCGACAUGGUACCGCCGAACUAUACGAUUUCUUACACUAG
This is a messenger RNA of Somion occarium, 481 nucleotides long. Lineage: Eukaryota; Fungi; Basidiomycota; Agaricomycetes; Polyporales; Cerrenaceae. The record is from the annotation of a GenBank genome assembly.